AUGUCCUUGAAUUCAGAUAAUAACGAGGACAAUAUUACUCAACAAAUCGGUCCCGUGUUGAAAAAAUUUAAUUUUGACAAGGUCAAUUAUCUUGAUGAAGAUGCCGUCAAUAACAAUCCCCAACCUUUGUCCAUGAACCUUAUCACCAUUAACUUUAGUAUUUAUUACAAUUUUGUGAAACAGAUCAAGUUGUUUUUUGAAGAGCUUAUCACGGCAUUAGUGGAUGCAAAUUAUAUGUAUGAAAGACCUAGUCCAGAGUAUAUGGAGAAUUUGUUGGAAAAAGUCCGUCAAAGAUACGGGUUUGAGUUUAUUCAAGUUGAAAGAGUUAUUGAUGAAUUUGGACCUGAUUUACUAUUCUGGAUGGUUACCAUACCAUUGAGGUCAUUCCGAAAUGAAAUUCCUAGUUUGAUUGAAAGUGUAAUUCAUGACGUGAUGAUUUCGAAUAGAGGAAGAAUGGAAGGAUUUGGUGCUACCCCAAGAUCGGUGAGAGAAAUACUGAGUCCAAGUCGAGCUACGCUCACCAUAGAAGGUAACACAAGAGAUGAGCAAGUCUCGAUUCAGGUCAAUCAAUCACUGAUAAAACUCGAGUAG
This is a messenger RNA of Lodderomyces pseudojiufengensis, 591 nucleotides long. RefSeq lists its product as uncharacterized. The transcript has a single exon. The record is from RefSeq and is a predicted model, not a curated record. Lineage: Eukaryota; Fungi; Ascomycota; Pichiomycetes; Serinales; Debaryomycetaceae. Bases 1 to 591 code for a protein of 196 amino acids.